AGCGAAUCGACAAUUAACAAUUUCCUGAAGGGAGGUGCUGCUUAUCACUCCCAAAAUCUCCUGUGCUCACCGGAGGACAGCACACUCUGGAGCUGCACGCUCACAAUGGACUGAGAUUCCCAGAGAGAGAGAUCAACAUUAUCAGCCGCCAAACUCUCCGCUACAAGGCCACUUCCUUUCAGUCUCUUCUUUUAGUCUCUGGACGUCCAGCUUUCACCAGGUCCCCAGGUAUGAUUCAGAGGAAGGAGGUUGUGCUGUCUGUUCUGGGGGACCUCCAGGAGGCCACGGAGAGCUCUGGCCUAGAUGCUCUGACCAGAGUGGCCCUGGAGGUGGAACAGGUCCUCAGUCCCUUCCAGCUCCCAAAGACUCCCUGUCAAGAUUUCCCUGAGUGGGCAGGCGUGGACGACAUGGCUCGUGGCCUGUACCCAGGCGAUGCACCCGUGGGCCUCUUGCCUCUAAACUGCAAGGGAGAGGGCAAUCUGCUGUUUGAUGCAGUGAGCAUGCUGUUGUUGGGCAACAAUGAACUUAGCUUGGAGCUACAGGUUCGGACAGUGGUGGAAAUGGUGCUGUGGAAGAGAUACUACCUGUCUGGGAUGAUUGAUUCAAAAAUGAUGCUUCAGGCUGUUCGCUUCAGUCUCUGUGCUGAGGAGUCUGAGGACAUGCUCAACCUGCCUGUAACAGUCCUGGAGGCCAUCUUUGAUGCAGAUGUGAAAGCCUCAUGUUUUCCUGGCUCCUAUGCCAACAUGUGGCACGUAUAUGCCCUGUCAUCGGUCCUGAAGUUUAAUAUCUACUCCAUUUACCCCAUGUUUAACCACAAGAUCCGACCCUAUUUCAACCGUGUCAUACGUCCAAGAACCUGGCCUAGUGACUCUGAGCCAUUAACCCUCCAUGUCAUGUGGUCUGGUGAGCUGCAGUCUCAGUCGUUGUUCAGACCAAAUCAUUUUGUGGCACUCGUCCAGAGAAGUGACUUCACAUUUGGAAGUCCUGAUAGUGAGCCUAGGGAGUCACCAAUCAAGAGUGAGGAGCUGCUGAACCAGGACUCACAGCUUUCUUACCCAAGUCUGAAGGACAAGUACAACAUCACCAAGAGGACUUUCUACCGCUGGAAAAGGCAGACACAGGAGCACUGCAAAAAGUCAGCAGCCAGAUACGAGGCAAAGUAUUUCCUGCAAGCCUGCUACUUAGAGGGUAAGCUCAUCCCUCUGCACCAGUUUAAAGAGUUUUUCCCUGAAAUCUCAAGGUCGUCAUACUACAACUGGAAGCACGAGCUCAUGAAAACGGGGGGAAACUUCUCUGCCUCAUCAUCCACUGGAGAAAUUAGUCCAGGAGAGAGCACAGAACAGGAGGCCUGGUCUUCACCUGAAGGAAAGCAGGAUGAGCCAGACCACCAUGACAGUGUAGCUAGUAUGUUUGGCCUGAGCCUUGGCAAGCUCGAUCUGGAGCGGGCCCAGAAUGUCACUCAUAUGCAGGAAGCUAAGCGCUGUCUGCAAAAUUGCAUCGCCAUGAAUGCCUCGCUCCCCUUCAGAAUCUUCAAAAGAAAUUUUCCAGGUAUCUCCAGGUCAACCUACUACAACUGGAGGAGAGAGGCUAUGCUGUUCAACAGAGGUUACAAAGGCAGUGUUGGCAGCAGCGAGGACAGCUCUGAUGCUGACAAGAGCCAAAGUCCAAAAAGUCUGUCGCCAGUCUUGCCUAACUCCAACCAACCUGCCUUGCCCAGAAUGAGGGUCUGUAGACGGAAACACAGAAGUUUCAGGCAGGCGUACAUGAGUAAAAAGCAACUCAGAGAUGCUGCAAAGCUACAAGUCCAGAAAUCCAAAUGGUCCUUGACAAAGUUCAAGCUGAAGUUCCCAUCCAUGUCUCCUUGUUUCUACUGGCUGUGGCGCAGUGGCCAGAACCGCAAGAAGAAGAUGGUCACACAGAGCGUGGACAAUCACCUUCCUGAGAGUCCUAAGAGCACUGCUACAGAAAACCAAGUUAUGGAGAGAAGGAUGGAUAUACAUCAUAUGCUCCCAUUUGGUGAGAGUCCUAAAUAUCUAGAGAGUUCCCCCAUGCCCUCCUUUGAUGCCCUACAUUCAAAGCACACUCUUCACAGCAAGACAUCCAUAGAUGAGCAGAUGUUUGCAAUGGAUGUUGUGGCUCUGGCCAACUUUAAGGCCAAAGCCAAGCUGUUCCUGCAGCAGCGUUUUGAGCAGAAAUCCUUCCCCACAUUUAAAGAAUUCAGGUCUUACUUUCCUUUCACUCCACGCUCAACGUACUACAUGUGGAAGAGAGCUUUGUAUCAUGGGGUGUCAUUGGUUCAUGGAUAAAUAUGCAAAUGCAAUAAAAUAGGCUUACAGUUGCAAAAGCAAGCUCUGUUGAAGAACUUCUUGGCUCUAAAAAUUUUACAUUCUUCUGCAAAAACACUUUUGUGGCUGUUAUUCAAUAUCAUAACUCAACACAGAAGGGCAGAUUGUGACCCUAUUUUGCAUUUCAUCAGAAAUGGUGACACUACUUUGGGAUGACCAACUUGAAACGGUGCUGAAUGUACAGAUCUUCUGGGCUCCCAGUUAGAAGGUGUGUGUGAAGCACCCAUGUUGCAGCAACAUUCAUAUUUGAGGCACUGUAGUCCACCAGAGACUCAUUGUUUUUGCUGGCAUUGAGCUUCAGUUGAUUGUAGUUGUGCCAUGUGAUGUAGCUAUCUAUCAGUCACUACAUUGUGAGUCUGAACAGAUAUGGUUGUAAACAGCAAGUUGACUGGUGCAAGGACACAUACAACUGCAAUACUGUAAUUCCAGUUUUGUAAACAUGUUAACCACACCUUGUUGACUUUUGGUUCUAAAAGACUGUUAAGUACACUAGCUUAGCAUCUAAAUGCAUCGUGUUCUUCCUCUGCCACACCACCGCAGCUCAUUCCUCCCUUGUGGACAUUUGCACGUGUGUGAAAAGAAAUUUGGUGCGUUUAAAUCCUGCAUGUUGCCUGGAGGGCAACAGGCAGUUCAAAGCUGUUAGUUACGGGCAUUUUGUUUGAAGCCAUUUCUCUUCCAUUCCUUUUUAAUCCUUGUAGCAUUGUACUUGGGAUUCUUGAUUUUUUUCCUUUUUCAUUGUAGUAAGAUUGUUAAUGCUGAUUGUAUGCUUUUUUGUUGAUGAAUGUAAUAUUGACCUAGGAGGCUCCUGGUGGUUUAUUGUUUUUCCUUAUGAUUAUUGUUUUUUGCCUGUAAAGAGCAUCUAGUAUUCGAAAAGGAUUCACUUGUGGUUCAGACAUCCUCUAGAAACAGGGUUCCAGUGCUUUGACAUGUUUUCUCUUAUCAUUAAUGAAUGUAAACACCUCAGGUAUUCACUUAGUGCACCCAAGUUUUUUAUGUCCAACUUUUAAAAGGCCUCGUCCUGUGAACAAUGAACAUUAUAUAAACUGUGACUGUGUGUUUUGUCACACUUAAUUUGCACUAAAAUAGUUCCUUUCACACUGUUGAAUGUAUUGUCUUAACCAUCAUGCACCCUUUGGUUAAGGCAAGCAGCAAUUCUAUUUUUGAAAUAUGGUUUACAUGGUUUUAUUUUUUUGUACAAUCCCUCAUUUCAAACUACCUAUUUCCUUGUUAUUUUGAGGAAUAUUUGCCCUCAUAAGCUAUGUUUGUCUCUGUUAUUUUUCUAUAGAUUAAGUCCCAGUUAUUUUUUUGCACACAAACAUGUGUUUUGCCAUACUGCUACUGUUACAAGUUUCUCAGUUUCAGUUUUUUUUUUUUGUGUUUGUACUUAAAUGUAUUUAUUUUUCUCACUCAUUUCAUGUCUGAAACUGGUACUGUUGAUACUGGAAGCCAGCAUUAUAGUAAGUCAGAAGGUAAAGAAACCUGUGCUGUUCGGCCGUUUAUCAAUAAACUAUUGACCGGAAUCAA
Molecule: messenger RNA, 3869 nt
Organism: Scatophagus argus
Lineage: Eukaryota; Metazoa; Chordata; Actinopteri; Scatophagidae
Gene: vrtn
Product: vertebrae development associated
Exons: 3
Coding region: 231-2306 (691 amino acids)
Biological process (GO): regulation of transcription by RNA polymerase II
Cellular component (GO): chromatin
Source: RefSeq, a predicted model, not a curated record